UCUUAGAGCUAGCGCCACCAAAAUAUUAGAAUUUUCACACGUGACAUAAGAGAUAAAUAAAACAUAACCUAUAGUUUCUUUAGUAAGUUUUUUCAGUGUAUCUUUUAUAUUUUAUUGUUGAUAUUUACUAAUCAUUAUAGUGUGAAGAAUUGUAUUAAAAGUAAUUUGUAAAAAAGAUGAUAAAAUAAUUUCCACGUUAUAUCAAACACAAAAGUAACCUUAAAGAUACUUUAUUGGUAAUUCAAUUCGUACAAAAAAUGCCCGCUCCGUGUGAAGAUAUUGUUGGAGACAUAGAAGAUCUAAUAUCAUCGCAGGAUAUUACACCAAAAGAACGAUAUAGUACAAGGAAAAAUAUUACUGUUCGUUCUAAACGAAAACAAUUGACAGAAGAGCUACCACAACCUCCAAUACUUAACAGCAUUGUUCCCGGAACUCAAACUAUUUAUGUAAAAACAUGGGGAUGUACACACAAUAAUUCUGAUAGUGAAUACAUGGCAGGUCAAUUGGCUAGCUAUGGUUACAAAUUAACAGAAAAUAAGCAUGAAGCAGAUUUAUGGCUUUUAAAUUCAUGUACAGUAAAGAGUCCUGCGGAGGAUCAUUUCAGAAAUGAAAUAGAAGCUGGAAGAAAAGUGGGAAAACAUGUUGUUGUGGCUGGAUGUGUACCACAAGGUGCUCCAAAGUCGUCUUUCUUACAAGGUCUCAGCAUGAUCGGUGUACAACAGAUUGAUCGUGUUGUAGAAGUAGUUGAAGAAACUCUGAAAGGAAAUACAGUUCGAUUUCUGCAGCAGAAAAAAGAAGCUGGUAAAAAAAUAGGUGGUGCAUCUCUAAGUCUUCCUAAAGUCCGGAGAAACCCAUUAAUAGAAAUUAUAGCAAUAAAUACAGGAUGUUUGAAUCAGUGUACUUAUUGUAAAACAAAACAUGCAAGGGGUGAAUUAGGAAGUUACCCACCAGAAGAAAUUGUUGAAAGAGCAACACAAGCAUUCGACGAAGGUGUUUGCGAAUUGUGGUUGACGUCUGAAGAUACGGGGACUUAUGGCAGAGACAUUGGUACUAGUUUACCAGAACUGUUAUGGAAACUUGUAGAAGUGGUGCCAGAUGGUUGUAUGAUACGUGUUGGAAUGACUAAUCCACCAUAUAUUAUGGAACAUCUAGAAGAAAUGAGCAAAAUUCUAAGUCAUCCAAAAGUUUACAGUUUUCUUCACAUUCCUGUACAAUCUGGAAGCGAUCAGGUACUUUCGGAUAUGAAGCGAGAGUAUACGCGUGCUGAUUUUGAGUAUGUCGUUAACUUCUUACGCGAACGUGUCCCAGGAUUGACAAUAGCUACGGAUAUAAUCUGUGGAUUUCCAACAGAGACGGAAGAUGAUUUCAACGAAACAAUAACGCUUUGUGAAAAAUACAAAUUUCCAAGUUUGUUUAUCAAUCAAUUUUUUCCAAGGCCAGGUACACCAGCUGCUCGAAUGCCAAAUAUACCUACACAGCAAGUGAAGAAAAGAACAAAAAAGUUGUCAGAAUUUUUUCAAUCUUAUUCCCCAUAUGAUAACAGGGUAGGGGUUGUUCAAGAUGUUUUAGUUACAGAAAUAUCUCAUGAUAAAAGACACUAUGUUGGACAUAAUAAAUCUUAUGAGCAAGUUUUAGUACCCUUAAAAGAAGAAUAUUUGGGGAAAAUGAUUAAGGUGAAUAUUGUAGAAACGACAAAAUAUUCUAUGAAAGGAGAACCAAUAAAUGAAGGUAGUUCUCCAUCGUUGAAACCAUGUCUCCCAAAGGGAACUAUUUCCGGAAUACCGAUAGAAAUGAAACCAUCAAAGUAUAGAAUAGCAGCUGUUUUAGCAAUUUUUCUUGCGGUAAUUCUACGGCUCCUAUGGAAGUUUUUAAUUGUUUAA
Messenger RNA from Nomia melanderi (Alkali bee), 1880 nucleotides. RefSeq names its product threonylcarbamoyladenosine tRNA methylthiotransferase. Gene Ontology annotation, molecular function: 4 iron, 4 sulfur cluster binding; tRNA (N(6)-L-threonylcarbamoyladenosine(37)-C(2))-methylthiotransferase activity. Gene Ontology annotation, biological process: tRNA methylthiolation. Gene Ontology annotation, cellular component: endoplasmic reticulum. The record is from RefSeq and is a predicted model, not a curated record. Lineage: Eukaryota; Metazoa; Arthropoda; Insecta; Hymenoptera; Halictidae.